AAUAAAUGAAUCAGAAUCAGGGUUAAAUUUCUUAGCCUAACUAAAAUGAAGAAUUUGUUUAUUUUGAAUCUAAAGGAUUAGAUAUAUUAAUAAAAUAGAUGGGAUUUGAGGAAAUUGUUUAAUUUGAUGAUAAGCCUAGAUAAAUGAUAAUAGAUAUUGGAAAUGAAUUUAUGAAUAAAUUAUUAGAAGAAUCAAUGAGAGUAAGUUAAAAGCGAUAAUAAAAUGAUGAUUAAAAGACUUAAAAGCCAAAGCUUGCAAUUUAAGAUGUAAAAUUUGCAUUAGGUGAUUAUUAUAUAUGUUAAAAGUAGAGAAUUGUUUAAGAAUGCCACAGUAAAACUUUAGUAUAGAGAAAGAUCUCUGA
Messenger RNA from Paramecium sonneborni, 361 nucleotides. Lineage: Eukaryota; Ciliophora; Oligohymenophorea; Peniculida; Parameciidae. The record is from the annotation of a GenBank genome assembly.